Molecule: messenger RNA, 4360 nt
Organism: Carya illinoinensis
Lineage: Eukaryota; Viridiplantae; Streptophyta; Magnoliopsida; Fagales; Juglandaceae
Product: ABC transporter B family member 21-like
Exons: 13
Coding region: 453-4346 (1297 amino acids)
Biological process (GO): transmembrane transport
Cellular component (GO): membrane
Molecular function (GO): ATP hydrolysis activity; ATP binding; ABC-type transporter activity
Source: RefSeq, a predicted model, not a curated record
UCCACAGACAACGUGGAAUUUAUUUUUCAACAAAUCAGGGAGGUAGCGCUUCAAAGUUUUCCUCCAUUUGCUGACUAUUCGUAUCGUGAUUCUUUGUUUUCUAACCUGGAUAGAAAAGAUGCAUGAAUUAUAGUUUCAAGAACAAAAAAUUAAACUUGAUUGAUGGUAAAAAUCCUGAGCAAUUUUGUCUGUCAACACUGAACAGCUCUGACUUUUGUGUCCCUUACAUUUCAUUCGUCUGUGAAUAGUCAUGCUUGCACUUCAAGCAAAGACGAUGGCACCAUGCACUUUUAAUGUCAUUGAGCAGCUCGAAAUCAGAGCAUCCUUAAAAGUUCCAGAAGUACUUCAGCACCUCGUUGGUCUUGGACACGGUUAAUUUAAGGAACUAUUUAAGUUCUGUUUAUCCAGAAUAAAGUAGCUGAAAACUGGAUUAGCUUCUCAGAUUCAGUAAUAUGGCAGUUGACAAUGGGUUCGGUGGCCAAACAGAUACAGAUGAAGCCACCACAUCAAAAAGCAAUCCAGAAGCGGAGAAAAACCCCGCCACGAAUGGUGAUCAGGAACAGGAAGACAUAAAAAAGCGCAAAGGAGAUGAGAAAGCUAACACUGUUCCUUUUCAGAAACUGUUCUCAUUUGCAGAUUCCACUGAUAUUUUGUUAAUGAUCCUUGGCACAAUUGGUGCAGUCGGCAAUGGUGUAUGUAUGCCCCUUAUGACUGUGCUAUUUGGUGAAUUGACCAAUUCUUUUGGAGAUAACCAGAAUAACCACAAAGUGGUUGAUGCUGUUUCCAAGGUGUCUCUCAAAUUUGUCUACUUGGCUAUUGGCUCAGCUGUUGCAGCGUUCCUUCAGGUGGCUUGCUGGAUGGUCACAGGGGAGAGACAGGCAGCUAGAAUAAGGGGUUUGUAUCUUAAGACUCUAUUAAGACAAGAUGUUGCAUUUUUUGAUAAGGAAACGAACACCGGAGAGGUUAUUGGGAGAAUGUCUGGUGACACCGUCCUCAUACAAGAUGCAAUGGGCGAGAAGGUUGGGAAAUUUUUACAACUCAUUUCUACAUUCAUAGGAGGCUUUGUAAUAGCAUUUAUCAAAGGCUGGCUUCUAACCCUUGUUAUGUUAUCUUCUAUUCCUCUUCUUGUGGUAUCCGGUGCAUUUGUCUCCAUCAUUCUAGCCAAGAUGGCAUCUCUUGGACAAAGUGCUUAUGCAAAAGCAGCAACUGUAGUUGAACAGACAAUUGGUUCAAUCAGAACUGUUGCAUCAUUCACCGGUGAGAUGCAAGCUAUAAUUAAUUACAACAAAUUUCUUGUAGAAGCUUACAAAUCGGGUGUUCAUGAAAGUCUGGCUUCGGGAUUUGGUCUUGGCAUGGUAUAUUUAGUGGUAUUCUGUAGUUAUGCUUUUGCGAUCUGGUUUGGUGCAAAGAUGAUAUUGGAGAAGGGAUAUAGUGGGGGUGAAGUGCUGAAUGUGAUAUUUGCUGUGUUCACUGGGUCCAUGUCUCUAGGCGAGGCGUCUCCCUGCAUGAGUGCAUUUGCCGCUGGUCAAGCUGCAGCAUUUAAGAUGUUUGAAACUAUAGAGAGGAAGCCAGAGAUAGAUGCUUUUGACACUAAGGGAAGGAUAUUAGAUGACAUUCGUGGAGAUAUAGAAUUAAGGGAUGUUAAUUUCAGUUAUCCAAGCAGACCAAAUGAGCAAAUAUUCAAUGGAUUCUGUCUUUGUAUCACUAGUGGCACAACUGCAGCUUUGGUUGGGCAAAGUGGAAGUGGGAAGUCAACCGUGAUUAGUCUGGUAGAGAGAUUUUAUGAUCCUCUGGCUGGUGAAGUUCUUAUUGAUGGCAUUAACCUCAAAGAGUAUCAGCUUAAAUGGAUUAGGGGGAAAAUUGGUCUUGUUAGCCAGGAACCUGUAUUAUUUGCUUCCAGCAUUAUGGAAAAUAUUGCAUAUGGAAAGGAUGGUGCAACUAUAGAAGAGAUUAGAGCAGCAACUGAACUUGCAAACGCUGCCAAGUUCAUUGAUAAAUUGCCACAGGGACUAGAUACCAUGGCUGGUGAGCGUGGAACACAAUUGUCUGGAGGGCAGAAACAGAGGAUUGCCAUUGCAAGAGCAAUUCUAAAAGACCCACGAAUCUUACUUCUUGAUGAAGCUACGAGUGCACUUGAUGCAGAAUCUGAACGGAUGGUGCAAGAGGCGUUAGACAGGAUAAUGGUCAACCGGACAACUGUCAUUGUUGCCCAUCGUUUGAGCACUGUAAGGAAUGCCGAUAUGAUUGCUGUUAUUCAUAGAGGAAAGAUGGUUCAAAAAGGCUCACAUUCAGAGCUAAUCAAGGAUCCUGAUGGAGCAUACUCUCAGCUCAUACACUUGCAAGAAGAAAACAAAGAGUUGGAACAAUCUGUAGAUGAUCAAAACAAACUGGAAAUUACGGUUGAACCUUCUAGACAGUCAAGCCAAAGAAUGUCUGUCCUGCGAUCCACAAGUCGGGGAUCAUCUGGAUUAGGAAGUAGUGGCCGCCAUUCGAUCUCUGCAUCAUUUGGGAUCACUACAGGAGUAAAUGUACCUGAAAUUUCACUGGCGGAACAACAAACCUCUUCACUGCCCGCAGAGCAACUUCCAAAGGUCUCACUUCGCCGCCUUGCCUACCUCAACAAGCCUGAGAUUCCAGUGCUUAUAGUUGGAGCUGUAGCAGCAAUCAGCAAUGGCAUGAUACUUCCGAUUUUUAGUUUAUUAAUUUCCAGCGUUGUCAAAACAUUUUAUGAGCCACCAAAGGAACUGAAAAAGGAUUCAAAAUUUUGGGCAAUAAUGUUUAUUGUCCUCGGUCUGGCUUUAUUUCUGGUGAUUCCAGCACGAUCAUAUUUCUUUGCUGUCGCUGGGUGUAAAUUAAUCCAACGCAUUAGAUUACUUUGCUUUGAGAAGGUGAUUCACAUGGAGGUUGGUUGGUUCGAUGAGCCUGAGCACUCCAGUGGUGCAAUUGGUGCAAGGCUCUCAGCAGAUGCAGCAUCAAUCCGUGCCUUAGUUGGGGAUGCACUUGGACAGAUUGUGGAAAAUGCUGCUUCAGCAAUUGCUGGGCUGGUCAUUGCUUUUGUUGCAAGCUGGCAGCUGGCUUUUAUCAUCCUUGUAUUGAUUCCUCUGAUCGGAGUUAGUGGAUUUCUUCAAGUGAAGUUCAUAAGUGGAUUCAGCGCAAAUGCAAUGAUAAAAUAUGAGGAAGCAAGCCAGGUUGCUAAUGAUGCUGUGGGAAGUAUAAGAAUAGUUGCAUCUUUCUGUUCUGAAGAGAAGGUGAUGCAAUUGUACAAAAAGAAAUGUGAAGGCCCUAUGAAGGCAGGGAUAAGGCGAGGCUUGAUCAGUGGAAUAGGAUUUGGGAUGUCUUUCUUCUUACUGUUUUCUGUCUAUGCAACGAGUUUCUAUGCAGGAGCUCGACUCAUUGAGGAUGGCAAAGCAACAUUCUCUGACAUUUUCCGUGUUUUCUUUGCCUUAAGCAUGGUAGCCCUUGGAAUUUCUCAAUUUAACUCCUUUGGUCCUGAUUCUAGCAAAGCCAAGACUGCUGCUGCUUCCAUAUUUGGGAUAAUAGACCGGAAGUCAAAGAUAGACCCGAGUGAGGAGUCCGGCAUGAAAUUGGAUGAUGUAAAGGGUGAAAUAGAACUUCAUCAUUUAAGCUUUAGGUAUCCAUCUAGGCCAGAUAUUCAGGUCUUCCAAGACCUUAGCUUGUCUAUAAAUUCUGGCAAGACUGUUGCCCUGGUUGGAGAAAGUGGGAGUGGGAAAUCUACAGUGAUCUCGCUUUUGCAAAGAUUUUAUGAUCCUGAGUCAGGUCAUAUUACUCUGGAUGGAAUUGAAAUUCAAAAGCUCCAACUGAAGUGGUUGAGGCAGCAGAUGGGGCUUGUGAGCCAAGAACCAAUUUUGUUCAAUGACACCAUUCGUGCCAACAUUUCAUAUGGAAAGGAAGGAAAUGCAACUGAGGCAGAAAUUAUAGCUGCAUCAGAGUUGGCCAAUGCUGACAAGUUCAUAAGUAGCUUACAACAGGGUUAUGAUACCAUGGUCGGAGAGCGAGGAGUUCAGUUGUCCGGAGGACAGAAGCAACGUGUUGCCAUUGCACGUGCUAUAGUUAAAAGUCCAAAGAUUUUACUGUUAGAUGAGGCUACUAGUGCACUGGAUGCUGAGUCUGAGAAAGUGGUUCAAGAUGCACUUGAUCGAGUCAUGGUUAACCGGACCACCGUUGUUGUCGCCCAUCGAUUGUCAACAAUAAAGAAUGCCGAUCUAAUUGCAGUUCUUAAAAAUGGAGUAAUUGUGGAGAAAGGAAAGCAUGAAACCUUGAUUAAUUUCAAGGGUGGAUAUUAUGCCUCCUUGGUGGCAGUUCACCCAAGUGCUUCAAAUGCAUGAGCUUCUUUUGGUAA